Diuraphis noxia (Russian wheat aphid) is the source of this 1522-nucleotide messenger RNA. RefSeq lists its product as uncharacterized. The record is from RefSeq and is a predicted model, not a curated record. NCBI's taxonomy places the organism in Eukaryota, Metazoa, Arthropoda, Insecta, Hemiptera, Aphididae.
UCAGAAUAUUCAGAGUACAGGAGACGACAUACACGAAAAGAAUAUCAUUAUUAUUUUACUACUGGCCACCCACCUACAGACUCUCGUACUAUUAUCGCCUAUUGCCAUUCGCCGCCGCCGCCGUCUCUUGACACUUUUUCGUUUACGUCCAUCACCAGCCCGCGAUUAGUUAACAGUUUGCCGCCGCCGACUGCUGUGCGCGCGUUCUGAACUUUUGGUGUAAAUUUAAAUUUUUUACUCGCAAACGAAUAAUAAAAAAAAAAAAAACGGAAACUCGGUGAAAGGAAAUUUUCAAACGUGCUCAGCCCCCCCCCUCCCCCAAAGCUCAUAACCGACCACCUGUCUGUUACGCUACAACUAUAGUACUAUUAUCAUUAUUGCUGAUACCUUCAUACUGCAUAUAGAAAAUAGUACCGAGUAUUUACGACUCUCGUUUUUGUUAUUCAACGACGCUCGUUACAAGUGUGAUACCGACUGAUUUUUGGUCGUUAGUAGGUAUGAUAUUAUAACGAGACGACGACGUCCGAAGCAGAACAAAAUAUCCGCAGGGAAAACACCGUUUGCGGCAGCUCUCUUCUAGCGUAGUGUUGAAUAGUGAUAGAAUAAUCAAAAUGCCAACAUCUGGUCCAGUAUACCAACCAACUACAGUCAGUUAUGAACAACAAAGUGAAUGGUCACAGCCAACAAAUGGCUUAAUCAGUCGUACCCUGAAUCACAUCCGUAACCCAAGGUGGUUCCACUGGUCAUUCAUUUUGAUCAGUUGGAUUCUGAUAGCCAUUGGUGUAUUCUUGUUCCUGUCCAUUACCACAAACUUUGUGAACUCAGACAACACAAAGGACAAUUAUACAGAAGAUAUAGCAUUCUUGGUUAUUGGCUCCUUCUGUUUUGUAUUUGGUGUUGUCCUAUUAAUAGGUUAUUUCCGAUACAUCAAGGACAAAGAGAGUUGCCCUUGUUUCAAUAGCAAAGCGCGACAAAUGGAAUCUCAGUCUUCCAAUGGACAAGUACUCACAUUGAAUCCAUCUACAGACCUCUUGAUGGCAUCUGCACAGUAUGGACCAACAUCAGAAGCUCCACCCACAAUUAUUGAAGAGGAUGAAACUAGAAAAUUAAUGGGAAACGAUAACAAAGAUUGCAAUGACGAAAGGGACCACAUGUUGGUAACAAGUAACCCGCCGGUAGCGGCACUCCGCACACAUGUACCAAGCGGAGUCUCGCCUCUUUCCGGUGAAGAUGCUUGACUUGAGGCGAAUUUCACUGAUUCUUUAUCAGGCAUCAAUGACUAUUAUCACAAUAGAUACGACUAUCCCACAUUUCACAAUCACUUCUAUUCUCCACAAACACCCGUCCACAACAAAGCACAACUACACAGCAACUGGACAGCACCACUUGCAUUACACGAUGACCUGACACCGUCCAUAUCUUCAUCAGUUUAUAGUAUGGAUCAGGUAAAAUAACAAAAAURUAACAGUUUUUCAUUUAUAAUUUAUUUUAAAUCGCCAAACAAAUUAUAACAUUGUAUACA